This is a messenger RNA of Pantherophis guttatus, 719 nucleotides long. The record is from RefSeq and is a predicted model, not a curated record. NCBI's taxonomy places the organism in Eukaryota, Metazoa, Chordata, Lepidosauria, Squamata, Colubridae.
CAGAAGUCUGGGGCAAACCGCCCUCUGGACCCCAUCCAGCACCCCACGUGCUUUCCCUUUCAUGAUCCACCGCGGCUGCUUCUGGUGACUCCUUCUCCCCUCUUCACGCAGAGGAUGGCUGGGCUCUGGAGCUGGCUGCUGGCUGUGGGUCUCCUGGAAGGGCUGAGGGGGGCCCUGAGCUGCGUGCCUCCUCCAGGGGCCAGGAACUGGGCAAGAGGCCAGCCUGCCACUCAGUCCUCCACGUACCCCCAGUGGGGCACCGUCUACAGCCGAGCAGAGAGCGCCGUGGAUGGCAACCGUGAUGGGGACUGGCGCCAUGGCUCCUGCAGCCACACCCUGGUGGAGGAAGAGCCCUGGUGGAGCCUGGAUCUGGGCGCCUCCUACGCCAUCUCGGCCGUGGUGGUGAAGAAUCGCCAGGAGUGCUGCUCGGGACGGCUCCAGGGGGCCCAGAUCCACGUGGGAGACUGUGGGACCGACCACGGCAAGUGCAACCCAAUCUGUGGGUCCGUCUCCAAUGGCAGCGCCGGCUCCCUCAGCGUCAUCUGCUGCGACGGACGGCGAGGACGCUAUGUGACGGUGGUCAUCCCUGGCCGAGCAGAGUACCUGACCCUCUGUGAGCUGGAGGUCUAUGGCUCCAGAGUGGGGAAGGGGUGCUAGAGAGCAUCGAGAGGGGGACUACGAGCCGGACUGGAAUGGCUCCCUAAUAAAACUCCUGGUUC